Acanthisitta chloris (rifleman) is the source of this 1457-nucleotide messenger RNA. It is a transcript of the gene ABHD6, whose product is annotated as abhydrolase domain containing 6. Lineage: Eukaryota; Metazoa; Chordata; Aves; Passeriformes; Acanthisittidae. Bases 48 to 1061 code for a protein of 337 amino acids. The transcript is spliced from 8 exons. The record is from RefSeq and is a predicted model, not a curated record.
AUCCUUCCCUAAAUGCAAGCAGGUGAGGCUGGGCAGUGGAGAGCAGCAUGGACCUGGAUGUGCUGAACAUGUUUGUCAUCGCUGGUGGCACCCUGGCUAUCCCCAUCCUGGCCUUCGUGGCCUCGUUCCUCCUCUGGCCCUCAGCGCUCAUCCGCAUCUACUACUGGUACUGGCGCCGAGCCUUGGGCAUGCAGGUUAGAUAUGCAAACUACGAUGACUAUCAGUUUUGUUAUUCCUAUAGAGGAAGACCUGGAUACCGACCAUCCAUCCUGAUGUUACAUGGGUUCUCAGCCCACAAAGACAUGUGGCUGUCCAUAGUCAAGUUCCUGCCAAAGAACCUGCACUUGGUGUGUGUGGAUAUGCCCGGGCACGAGGGCACGACACGCUCAGACUUGGACGAUUACUCCAUUAGUGGGCAAGCUAAGAGAAUACACCAGUUUGUGGAGUGCAUCAAGCUGAACAGAAGGCCCUUUCAUUUGGUUGGCACUUCCAUGGGGGGAAAUGUUGCUGGUGUCUAUGCUGCUCAGUACCCAGAAGACAUUUGCAGCCUGACCCUCAUCUGUCCUGCAGGCCUGCCAAGUACCACUGACAGCAAGUUCAUUAAGCAGCUCCGGGAGCUGCAAGAGUCCAAACGCAUAGACAGGAUCCCCUUAAUUCCCUCGACGCCGGAGGAGAUGGCAGAUAUGCUGAAGCUUUGCUCCUACGUUCGCUUCAAGGUGCCACAGCAGAUCCUCCAGGGCCUUGUGGACGUUCGCAUCCCACACAAUGAUUUUUAUCGAAAACUGUUUUUAGAAAUCGUGGAUGAAAAGUCCAGACACUCUCUCCAUGAGAACAUGAGCAAGAUCAAAGCCCCGACGCAGGUCAUCUGGGGCAAGCAGGACCAGGUCCUGGAUGUUUCUGGUGCCAAUGUUCUAGCAAGUGCUAUCCCAGACUGCCACGUGUACAUCUUGGAGAACUGUGGGCACUCAGUGGUGGUGGAGAGGCCCCGCAAGACUGCCAACCUCAUCCUGGAGUUCCUGGCACUGCUGCACAGCAUAGACAACAACAAGAAGCACGAGUGAGCAUGGCAGAGAGCUGAGCACCCAUGCCGGGUCUGUUAAAUUGUAAAGUACUGCAGCUUUGAUAAGUUCUCAGGGAUCUUGUACGAAUCAGGGUCAAUGUGCCAAAGUCCCUGAGGAAGGCAGAAUCACUGAUACCUAAACCUAUAGCACCACCGGCACAGCGACUUAGGGGUCAUUGAGCAACCUCCAUAGAUACAAGAACUGAUGCAGAGUAUCUCCCUUUUCUACUUAGAGAUAAAGUAGAAAUGAGCUGAAAUCACCCAGCACUCCUCACACAGCUGCCCAUCUUACCCGGGUUACCAGCACGUAGUUGUUCAUGACAUUUACCUAAACUAUAUAUGAAGUGUAGGAAGGAGGAAGCAUCCUGAACUGAGACUGACCAUAUUUCUACUACUU